Molecule: messenger RNA, 1276 nt
Organism: Triticum urartu
Lineage: Eukaryota; Viridiplantae; Streptophyta; Magnoliopsida; Poales; Poaceae
Source: RefSeq, a predicted model, not a curated record
CACAAUGCAAAGCCAUAGCAAACUGCGUAUUGCCUCUGCAUCCGCACAACCUGCUGUGCUCGGGCUCCAUGGUUGGGCAGACCUUCCAGAUGGCCCGCUAAGCUCCAUUCUUGCACUGUCAGGGUCCUUCCGUGAUGUUCUUGCCUUCGCGGCAACAUGCCGCUCUUGGCGUGCUGCAUUCUCCUCAUACCCAAACAAAUCUGCCUUCUGCACCAGAUUCCCACCUCUCCUCGUCCAAUUCAAUGUCUGUGUUCAAGCUCCUGAUCUCCCGUCUAACAAUGGCCAUCACGAGCUACGUACAUGUAAGGUCAUUGAUCCAAUCAACAAGAACAUUGCCCUUCGCUGCCAGAUUCCUCAAGAAAUUUACCAGGAGAUGCAUUUUGCUGGCAUUUCGUAUGGUCAACUAAUUUGCGGCCGUGCAGGAUAUUGUCUUGUUGUUGAUGUGUUUAGUGGUGCCGUGGUUUCUCCCCCACGUCUCCCAUUCAGCGGUGAUUUUGAGUUUGGGAGGGAGUUCUACUUCAGUGGCAUUUUGACGGCUCCCAUUGCAUCACCCAACUCACACCUCCUUGUCAGUACUGCAAUCUCCCUGUUUGAUUGGCCGGUCGGAAGUAACUCUUGGUCUGAACUCCAGCUUUCUGAUGAAUCGAUAGAACAGAUUGUGGAAUUCAAUGGUCAGUUCAUCGCCAUGGAUGAUUGUUAUAAGAUCUACGCUUUGCAGCUGUCCCCCCAGCUUGGUCUGCAGGAGAUAACAACUGAGUGGGUCGGUGACCAGCCCCCAAGCUCGUACACGAAACCAUGGCUAGUGGUCUGCGGCGAUAUGCUUCUCAUGGUUUCCUGUUUUUGGACAGUGAGCUCAGGCAGCUCAGUAGUAAAAUGUAUACCCCACCACCUUGACAUGUCGACCAAUCCUACAAAAUGGGUCGAGGUAAACCAGCUGGAUAAUUGGGCACUCUUUGUUGGGGGUGAUAUGAGGAGCCAGCCGUUUUCUUGCAUGAGCCCGGAAAGAUGGGGCGGGAGGAGCAAGGGGCUGUACUAUGCUGGACGUAGCUCUUUUAUUGUACAUGGAGUGGGUGAUGAGCGGGCUCCUUCUACCGGCCCCAAGGUAGAGUACGAGAGAAGACGGCCCCGGGCCGGCAAGCUGCAGCCCCUUUGGGUGUAUCCAAGCAUGUUCUACACUGAUGCGCAGUGACCAUCGCGUGCAUCGACGGCUUGCUGCUCCACAAGCUCCUGAUGAAAAUCCCCCCCUACAACACAGAGUAGGGGCUUUUGCAACUUG